Messenger RNA from Paramuricea clavata, 479 nucleotides. Lineage: Eukaryota; Metazoa; Cnidaria; Anthozoa; Malacalcyonacea; Plexauridae. The record is from the annotation of a GenBank genome assembly.
AUGGACUGUGGCUCUACAUGUAAUGUCAUAAGUUACAAAGAGUAUUGCAAGAUUGCACAGGAUGGUAAUCCAAAGCUACAGAAAACCGAUGCAAAGCUACGACUAUAUGAUGGUUCCGUGAUGUUACCAUUAGGAUGUUGUGAAUUAAGAUGCAACCAACCUGCAAGUAGCUACCUUCUUAAAUUUCAAGUGGUGGAUUCUAACCAAAAGCCUCUUUUGUCAGCAGCGACGUGUGAGCAGUUGGGACUGUUGACUGUUAAUCAUCAAGAAAGAGUUAAUGCAUUGACAGUACAGAAGGACACUCCUGUUACCACCAAAGUGACAAGCAGCCCUUUACCUCAAGAAUGCAUAUUAAACAAGUAUUCUGAUGUCUUUAAUGGUCUUGGAACUCUUCCAGGAGAAUAUCAUAUGGACAUUGAUACUAAGGUUAAAGCGGUCCAAGCUCAGCCACGAAGAGUCGCAGUAGCUUUAAAGUCGGA